Messenger RNA from Glycine soja, 1889 nucleotides. RefSeq names its product inactive protein RESTRICTED TEV MOVEMENT 2-like. The record is from RefSeq and is a predicted model, not a curated record. The coding region runs from base 226 to 1698 and encodes 490 amino acids. The transcript has 2 exons. Lineage: Eukaryota; Viridiplantae; Streptophyta; Magnoliopsida; Fabales; Fabaceae.
AACCUAAUUUCAUCAACAAACCAAAGCAUACAUGCAAACAAGGAAUUGUCUCUUAGACAAGAAAACCGGUUAAUCAUAACAAUCAAUAUCCACACCUUAUAUAAACAUAGUUACAACGAAAAUUGAAGCCAAACAAAUUCAAUUCAAAACAUCAGCCAUAAAUAAGUGAGUUAUAAAAACUAUAAAAAAAAGUCCUAUUUAGCUUUAUAACACGUUCUAGAGCUUAUGGAUUUCAGGCAAAGAGCUCCAACUUUCCGUCCACAACUUUCUGUUCGUCGCGUGUACGAGACUUUGGAGCCACGAUCGGAGACAAAAGAACUUCCAGAAGCUUAUCUUCUGCGUGUUUAUAUUCCUGGUUUUCCAAGGGAGAAUGUAAAGAUUACAUAUGUGGCCUCUUCAAGAACGGUGAGGAUUACAGGAGAAAGGCAACUUCAAGGUAACAGAUGGCACAAAAUUGACAAAUCAUAUCCCAUUCCUGAUUAUUGUGAGGCAGAGGCACUUCAAGGUAAGUUUGAGAUUCCAAUUCUCACCAUUACAAUGCCAAAAAAGGCCACUUCACAAGCUGCUACUAAACAACAAGAAGUGGGAACAUCCCAAGAGAAAGGUGCAGUAGUAGCUGAACCAAAGCCUCAAGAAAAAGUCCAAGAGACCACUUCAGCACCACAACCUACAACAACUACUAAAGUGGAAGAACCAAUUGAAGAGAAGAAAAGUGCAUCACCAACAAGCCCUGAUUUAAAGGCACAACAAAAAAAUGAUACUUUUGAAGACACACCAUCUCAAAGCCUUUCAAAACCAAUUAAGGAUCAAAAGGGUCAAGAGGAAUUGGUGCCAAAACCCACACCAACACCAACACCAACACCAAGGGCAACUACAAUGCAAACAUAUGAAAAGGCUCAAAAGGGUCAAGAGGAAGAGGAGGUUGAGUCAAAGUCAACACCAACAAUGCUAACCAAGGCCAAAACAGCUGAAAGACCACAAAAGGGUGAAGAGGAAUUUGAAGCAAAGCGAACACCAACAAUGCUGACCAAAGUCAAAACAGCUGAAAGACCCCAAAAGGGUGAAGAGGAAUUUGAAGCAAAAUCAACACCAGCAAUGUUGACCAAAGCCAAAACAGCUGAAAGGCCACAAAAGGGUGAAGAGGAAUUUGAAGCAAAACAAACACCAACAAUGCUGACCAAAGUCAAAACUGCUGAAAGACCCCACAAGGGUGUAGAGGAAGAAGAGUCAAGACCUUCAAUAACAAAUGUUACAAGGAAGCCAUCAGUUAAGGAGCAAUUGGAGGAAAAGAAGACAGAGGAAACAAGUGCUGAAGAUGCAAAGAAGGAAAGGAUCUCAAAUAAGGAAGUUAAAGAGGAAUCUUCUGAGUCAAGAAAGCCUAUGAAAGAUAAGGAGGAGGGUGAUUUUGAAGAGAAAGAAACCAAGGCAGAAAAAUUGUUAGCCAAGGAAGCAGAAACUUCUGCCCCAAAAGUUCAGAAGAAAAAGGAAAAGCAAUCCAGCAACAGAACUAAUUCCAAAAGGAAAGGGAAGAGUGAAGACAAUGCAAUGGAAAAGGUUGGUCCUGUCUCCCAGGUUUUCACCAAAAUAGCAGAAGGGAUAUGGAAUGAGGAAGAGAAAAAAUUAGUUGGAAAUAUUGGUGCUGCAGUUUUGGUCAUUGCUGCAUUGGGAUAUUAUGUAUCUUAUAGGUUUGCCUCUUGAGGGAGAACCUAAAACAAGUUAUUUUCAACGCAUCCUUUCUCACACAUGUACAUGAAUCAUAAACUGUAACUCAAAUCAGAGGGGAAUAAAGAGUGUAUGCAAUCUAUAAUUCAUAUUUCAUGUUCUAUACGACCGUCAACUAAGUGGUAAAUAUUCAUAUAUAUAUCAUUCAGACAUGGGAUUAUAUUGAA